AUGGUUCAAUUGCAGAAUCAGUUUCUUGAAAAUUCUCCGUUCGCCGGCGACGGUUUCAUGGUUGCUGAAGACUUGCCGAAACCCGACGUCCAAAUCAUCACCUCUGGUGGCCUGAGUAUCCCGGCGCACUCUAGAAUCCUGGCUUCGGCAUCGCCGGUGGUGGAGCGAUUGAUAGCACGGCCGCAAAAGCGCCGGAGCUCUGAUCGGAAAAUUUCUAUUCUCGGUGUUCCAUACGACGCCGUUACUGUGUUCGUUCAAUUUCUUUAUUCCUCCAAGUGUGAUGAGGAGCACAUGGAGAAGUAUGCAAUUCACUUGCUGGCAUUGUCACAUGUAUAUUUUGUACCACAUCUAAAGAAGAAAUGUACAAGGGGUUUAGCCGAGCGGUUGACUAUCGAAAAUGUUGUCGAUGUACUCCAGCUUGCUCGACUCUGUGACGCACCUGAUCUUUACCUCAAGUGCUUGAAAUUGUUGUCGAAUAAUUUCAAUGCUGUUGAGGAGACUGAAGGAUGGAAGUUUUUGCAAAAUCACGAUCCAUGGCUCGAACUCGAAAUUUUACAAUUCAUGGAUGAAUCAGAAUCAGUACAAGGAAAAAGAAGUAAGAAGAGGGUUAACGGAGGGUGUUUGCGUUGUCAGCGAAUGUGGCAGCGCAGUCGAGUGCACUCUUCGAUUGGUGACCAAGCGGAUGAGUGUAGAGUCCCUAUGUGCAGACAAUUCAAAUUGAAGGUCCAACAAGAUAGAAAACGAGACAGUGCAAAGUGGAGAUUACUUGUGAGAAAGGUCGUCUCGGCCAAGACCGUGUCUUCCUUGUCUCUUGUCAAGAGGAAAAGAGAAGAGGGGCCAAGAGUGAAUACAAACUAUUACGGAAUGAGAAGCUUCGAACAAUAG
Messenger RNA from Fraxinus pennsylvanica, 885 nucleotides. The record is from the annotation of a GenBank genome assembly. Lineage: Eukaryota; Viridiplantae; Streptophyta; Magnoliopsida; Lamiales; Oleaceae.